AUGUCUGACGUCGAGUUCAGUGAGAGUGAGAAUCGUGGUGAUCUCAGUUCUCUGGAUUCAGAUGAGUCGGCCGACUCUGAACAUUUCAUCCCUCCUUCCCAACGAUUCUUCAACCGUCAUAACGAAAAGGAACGCCGCAUUGAUGAGGCACAUGAAUAUCUCACUCUGAAGCACAUCCCCGCCUCUAUUUUCGAGGAUACCUCAGACGAAGAACCACUUCCCACAACUUCUAAGCGCACCAACUUUCUCACCAACCAGUAUCACUCCGUUGUCUUCCCCGGUAAGAAAAUUCCGGUCAAAAAGUACAGUAAAUCCAAGAAGGCCAAGAACAGCAAUCGAGGUGAGGUUCAGCUUCAGAAGAAAGAACUUGCCCCUGCCAUGCUUGUUGAAUGUCCUCUCCCUGGUGGUGAAGCAGUCACCGUGGUCACUGAUCCUGUUGAGCGUGCAAGCUGGGGCCCAUUGACCAGAAUCGAAGCCACCAAAAAGGCCAGAGAUAUGGUCAAGGAUUGGAAUAUCGCAGUUGCAACCGCCGGAAUGAAAGACUCCAAGAGAGACGAAAAGAAUAAAGCCAAAGUCACCCCACCUUCAAAAGUUCAAGGUGACGAAAAGACCAACAAGGACGAUGAGACUGAACAUCCCACCUCUCAAGCCGAGACCGACGUUUCAAACUUGAGAGCACGAUACCUUUCACCACCCCCUCCAACACCCCCUGAAGCAAUCUUCCAUGCAAGAUUGUCAAUGCCUACUCUGCCAAACUUGCAUCUCAGUUCUGACCCUGAGGAAGUUGAGCGUUACCGUGUUGAGAGAGCCAAGGACCCAGUCUCAUUCGACAAAGAGACACGUAACAUCAAACGCAACCUUGUCGAUCUGAAGAUUGCACGUGGUGGAAAAUCCUCCUUGCUCCAGAAUGAAUACACUGUCGAGCUUGCGUGCAGAGAGGAUGCAGUCAUGGCUGAGAAAUGGGCCAGUGGAAAAGUUGCUUCAACCAGAUCUAGGUCAGAUACCACCGGCGCGGCUGCUGUCGAGAUUGCAGAUCAGGCUGUUAUGAGAGGUGGUGAAAUAGAGGAACCCUCCGCCGUUGCGAAGGUCUUCCGAAGCGCCAAGGAUAAGCUUACGAGCAUUGCAGGUUUGCAAAACCAGGGAGCAGAAUUGAAGGAGGAGAUUGGAAAUGUUGGCAAGAAGGACUCGACCGACUCGACCGAGACAGCAAAGGGAGGAAUUCAGGAUGAAAAGAACUUUGGUACUACCGCCACGGACAUGAAGGCUGCUCGCAACGAGCUCAAGGCAAAACUCAAGUCUUUCGACCUACCAUCCCACGUUGGCAAAGUUAUCGCGUCUGGUAUGGUUCGUCAUCAACACUCUGAGAAACGAGAAAUUACACAGCUUGGUGAGAAGCGUACUGUCACAACCUGGAUUCAAAUCGAAGAGGUAUAUGAGGUCCCUGCACCCAGUACUUUGACCUGGAAAGAUGUGGCCAUAGCUGUCGAGCAGGAGGAAUAUGAUGAAGAUGAAGGCAAAGGAAACAAGAAGGGUCUGAAGUACAAGAACGAUAAAGCCAAACGCCACUCUCGAUCGGCUGUCAGUGGCAAGCAGCGAAAGACCGAAGACGUUUCUUCUGACUCUGACGACUCUGACGACUCUACCCAGAGCUCAACAAGCGAUGAGCAAACUCGCACUGAAAGCCUUUUGGAAGCUCUAUCUCGUUCUGACAAGCUCAACGAACAAGGGAUCAGUGCAUUGGCACACGACCUGAAGCGCGUCUUGACUACGCUCAGAGGAAAUGGUCAACUCAAGGUCGAGGAAGAAGGUUGA
Messenger RNA from Exophiala bonariae, 1812 nucleotides. RefSeq lists its product as uncharacterized. Lineage: Eukaryota; Fungi; Ascomycota; Eurotiomycetes; Chaetothyriales; Herpotrichiellaceae. The transcript has a single exon. The record is from RefSeq and is a predicted model, not a curated record. Bases 1 to 1812 code for a protein of 603 amino acids.